UCCCUCCUGGUUUUUUGCUUCUUCCCUUUUUACAUAGUGUUCCAACCACCCAUGACGGUAAUGGCAAGAAAAGUAAGGCCCCGUCGAUUUCUUGCAUUCAUCGUUGUCGCCUGGGGUCUUGUCACUGUUGGUCAAGGGCUCGUCAAGUCAUGGAAACCGAUGCUUGCUCUCCGAUGCAUUCUCGGAAUCCUCGAAGCUGGUUAUUUUUCGAGCUGUGUUUACUUGCUCAUCCAGAUGGACGGAAUUGCUGGCCGUGCCGGAUGGAGAUGGGUCUAUAUCAUCGAAGGGAUUGUUACCUGCGCGGCCGGAAUACUCGGAUUUCUCUUAAUUGUUGACUUUCCCGAGGAGGCAACGACUUCUUGGAAAUUUCUGAAUGAGGAAGAGGCCAAAAUCGUCAUUGAGAGGAUCCAGCAAGAUCGGUCCGAUGUUGACACUCCUGCCUUUCAGUUACUGCCAUAUCUUUCGAACGCGCUGGACUGGAAAAUUUGGUGUUUUGCCGCAAAUUUCGGUGUGACUGCGAAUGUUACCUACGCCACCCUCUACUUCCUUCCUACUAUUUUGAAGAAUGAUCUCGGCUUCAGUGAGGUAGCAUCAUUAUGUCUUACUACUCCGGGUGUAGCAUUCUCUGCAGUCCUUGGGAUUGCACAGGCAUAUUUCUCCGACCGACUGCAGCUUCGUGCACCUUUUAUGGUGAUGAAUUGCAUCUUAAUGAUCAUCGGUAUUGGCCUACUGGGUUUCACGUCAAACAGCGGGAUCCGAUAUUUCGGCUGCUUUCUGGUGUCCGGUGGUGCUAAUGCCAACAACCCCCUCUGCAUGACCUAUCAAGCAAACAAUAUUGUUGGACAAUGGAGGCGUGCAUUUUGCUCUGCUACCCUGGUUGCAAUGGGCGGCAUAGGGGGUAUCAUUGCGUCUUUAACAUUUCGUGACCAAGAUGCCCCUGGCUACAGGCCCGGUCUUUAUACCUGCCUAACAGCAGCCGUGUUGCAGAUAUUGUCCGUGUGUUCCACUUCGAUUUACUUCUGGAUCCAGAAUAGAAGGCAAGCGGGAGGGGAAGUCACUCUUGAGGGCAGACCAGGCUUUCGAUACACCUAUUGA
Molecule: messenger RNA, 1095 nt
Organism: Penicillium riverlandense
Lineage: Eukaryota; Fungi; Ascomycota; Eurotiomycetes; Eurotiales; Aspergillaceae
Product: retrograde regulation protein 2
Exons: 4
Biological process (GO): transmembrane transport
Cellular component (GO): membrane
Molecular function (GO): transmembrane transporter activity
Source: RefSeq, a predicted model, not a curated record